This is a messenger RNA of Photinus pyralis (common eastern firefly), 2900 nucleotides long. Its product is annotated as ubiquitin carboxyl-terminal hydrolase 1-like. The record is from RefSeq and is a predicted model, not a curated record. The transcript has 2 exons. NCBI's taxonomy places the organism in Eukaryota, Metazoa, Arthropoda, Insecta, Coleoptera, Lampyridae. Gene Ontology annotation, cellular component: nucleus; cytosol. Bases 191 to 2050 code for a protein of 619 amino acids. Gene Ontology annotation, molecular function: cysteine-type endopeptidase activity; cysteine-type deubiquitinase activity. Gene Ontology annotation, biological process: protein deubiquitination.
GGAAGUUUUAGUGAUAUGAGUUACCGUUUGAUUUUCUUACCUUACCUGUAAAAAAGUUGUAAUUUUAUUGAUGGCUUUUCUAUUUCAGUUAAAUUUCACGUAUUUAUUUAAACUUGGUUAAAGUUUUCAUCCCAUUCGCAAGUUGUAAUCCCGAACCGUUUCUCCGAAUUACACAUGUUUAGUAAAGAAGAUGACAGUACUGGAGGACGAGGUGAUUUAUACUCGCAAUAAGUUAUCUUUAAAGAAAUCGGCGGAGAAACUCAUUGAACAGAAGCAAAGGAAACGAAAAAAUUCAGAGCCGCACACCAAUACUACAAAAAAAUUAGCGAUUGGAAGAAUGUUAAACGGAUAUCGUUCCAAUGAUAACCAUUAUCGCUCUACAGGAGACAACUCCCAAGAACGUCCUGUCGCUACUCUGUCCAAUGUGGGUAAUACCUGUUUUCUGAACAGCGUAUUGUACACAUUACGUUUCGCACCUACAUUCUUACAUAAUCUGCAUCACCUGAUAGGCGAUUUAGCUUUAAUCAAUUCUCGCGUAAAUCAAAAUAAAGCGAAAAGUUCUUCCCUCGGCCGCAAUGUUGGAAGUAUUUCGGGACCAAGUUCUAGAAGUACCAGUAGCAAAGAUCUUUUAUCUUUGGGAAAUUUAGACGUUAUUCCUAAGUCCAGGGUGCAGAUCGUCACCGAGAAACUUCAUGAAGUCUUUACAACCAUGCAUAAUUUAGAACUGAAGGAAUCGAGGGACUCCUUUCAGCCUUUGGCAUUUUUACAAGCGGUGAGAGAUGCCAAUUACAUAUUUGAGGGAAACCACCAGCAAGAUGCUCACGAGCUACUGGUGUACUUGUUAGAUAAUAUUCGCGAAACGUGCGACUUUCUCACUCAACUUGUCGAAAAUCAACCUAAUUUAUUAAACGACCCCGAGCUGUCACAGUCGACUGUUAGUAAUAAGUUUUGGAGCGUUCGGCGAUCGUGGAAGAACAAGAAGAAAGACAAAAGUCAAAAGGAUUUAAUUAACGAAGAGCAUAGUGAUGCGAGUAGUAAUGCAGACGUGGGGGAGGAUCGCAGCGUGACCGACGGUAAUGCAGAGAAGUUUAAGAAGAAAAUUGGGUACAAUUUUGUCGCGGAAGAUUUUGAAGGCAUAACUUUGUUGCGUACCAAGUGUCUCGAAUGUGAAGGUGUGACCGAAAGAAGGGAACCUUUCUACGAUAUCCCCGUUCCGAUUAUUAGUGAGCAAGACUGUGAAGCAAACCCCAAAGAUGUAUACAAAAAGGCGUGUGUUACAUCGGAAAAGCUGUGUGAUUCAAAUAAAUACUUAUGCGACAAUUGCGAGAGGUAUAAUGAGGCCAGUCGUGACGUUUUAUUCGAAAGAUUGCCUAACAUUAUGGUUUUGCAAUUGAAGAGAUUUACUACAACUUCCUCCGGUGUUCAAAAAGUGAAUAGUUACUUACCAACCCCUUUAGAACUCGAUUGUUUUUGUGAAAGCUGUUGUAAGUUACAGAACAGAUUGUUGCCGCACCGCUACAAACUUUGCUGUGUGAUAAUGCAUCUUGGUGCAUCAAUGGCAUCAGGUCACUACAUCGCGUAUGUCAAAAUAACUGAUCAUUUUAAAGAAUACACGGAUUGUAGUCGGGAUCUUCCCAGAGGAACUUUAUCCGCUAGCAGUAGUGAGAAAUCGCUUAAUUUGUUGAAAUUACUAAAACCUCGGGCUUUGAGUAGUUCGAUUAUUGAAAAUAAAAACGGUAUAAUACCUUCCAAAUCUGGUGGUGGGAUAGGAGUUUGCAAGAGUAUCGAUUGCUGCGGUAUAAGGUUAAAUAAAAAUGUUGUUGAAAACGUAGUUAAUAGUUACGGUAAAAAACACGCUCAGGAGAGGUGGCAACAAUCGACUGCAGAAACACAAGAAGAUAUGUGGCUCGAAUGUGAUGAUGAUAAUGUUCGCCCCAUUUCCAAUAAGGAAUUUCAAGAAUUACUUGGAGAUAAAGCCAGUUCCACAUCUACUCCAUACUUGUUAUUUUAUUCCAAGAUAACAGAUGGCACAUUACUCGAAUCAACUUAGACGAUUGUCAUUGGUUAGACAAUAAAUUCUUCGUUUGCUUAUACUUAACAAAAUUAAGUAAAGGUAGUGAUUUCAUGUGAUAUGAAAAAUGUUGAUAUUCACAAAACUCUUACUUUAUUUGGGCAGAUGGAUUGUUUUGAGUUUAUAAAAUGAAAUCAUCUCUUAGUCAGCAUUGGGGCAAAAAAUCACUUUGAUUUUAUUUCUCCUCCAUUUAUAUUAUGUAAUUACACCUAAUAGUCCAUACUUUAUCAUGUUAACAAUUUAUUUUUGACAAAUCUUAAGUAUUUUAAGAUGGUAAAUAUCAGUAGUUAGUUUUGGUGAUGCUGCAGUUUUACAACACAUCAAUUUAUCAUCAUUAAGUAUUUUUCUGUCAGAAUAAUAAUUUAUUGAUUUACUUUUUUUGUAGUAUGAAGGAUCUCAUAACAUUACAGUUGAUGUGAAUGGAAUUUCUACGUAAUUGUUUAAGUUAACAUGAACUGCUUUACUACAAAUUCAAACUUCCAACCACAAGUUCAUAUAAAAUAUUUACAGAUCAUUUAAUUUUAAAAUUGACAGUAGUACUCGAACAUUUUGAUGCCCAAAGCAGCAUUUUAUAAGAUUGAAUCAACUCAUUACCUGAUAAUCAAAAGUAUUUAGUGUUCAAUAAAUUCGUCAUGCAAAGUAUCUCCGCUUAAGUUGCAAAAUUUUCAAAUCAGGUUUUUAUUAUUGCCCACUGUGUGCUGCGUAAAACCAGUUUUAAAAGUAAGAACCUGAUGCAAUCAAAAGGAAGUAAUGCAAUUCGUUUUAUGUCUCUUCUUUAUAACUAUGGACAACCUGCGUACUUCUCUGGAUAGUGACUAUAUCGAUUUCC